Molecule: messenger RNA, 865 nt
Organism: Zingiber officinale
Lineage: Eukaryota; Viridiplantae; Streptophyta; Magnoliopsida; Zingiberales; Zingiberaceae
Product: dehydration-responsive element-binding protein 1F-like
Exons: 1
Coding region: 77-727 (216 amino acids)
Biological process (GO): regulation of DNA-templated transcription
Molecular function (GO): DNA-binding transcription factor activity; DNA binding
Source: RefSeq, a predicted model, not a curated record
AUAUAUAUCUAAUCCCCGGCCGCACUCUUCUCCUCGAUCCGACCAGACCAGAGCUACUCCCGUUCGUGCUCAAUUCAUGGACGUCAAUGACUGCUCUUCCUCCUCCUCUUCUUCUUUUUCCUCCUCUUCUUCUUUAUCCUCCUCCUCGCGGCUGCCUUUCACGCCUUCGCCGAAGCGAAAGGCCGGGCGGAAGAAGUUUCGGGAGACGCGCCACCCGGUGUACCACGGCGUGCGGUCGCGCGGAGGAGGCCGGAAGUGGGUGUCGGAGGUGCGGGAGCCAGGGAAGAAGAGCCGAAUCUGGCUCGGCACCUUCCCCACCCCGGAGAUGGCCGCCCGGGCCCACGACGUCGCCGCCAUCGCCCUCCGCGGCGCCGCCUCCGCCCACCUCAACUUCCCUGAUUCCGCCGAGGUGCUGCCCCGGGCGCGCUCCUCCGCCCCCGAGGAAGUCCGCCGCGCAGCCGUCGAGGCUGCCAAGAUGACGGCAGAAGUCGACGUGGUCGACCGCACUCCGGCAUCGUCGUCGGUAUCGGCGCGGACAGCGGCUCCGCCGGAGGUGUUCUUGGACGAAGAGGCGGUGUUCAAUCUCCCGGGGUUGCUGGAGGACAUGGCCAGGGGGCUUCUGGUGACUCCGCCGGCGAUGCACAGGGCUAUUGAUUGGGAGACUGUCGGGCUGGAGGAGGAUGGUUACAUGGCCGGCGAAGGCAUCUCCCUCUGGAGCGUGGAUUAGUUAAAUUGUUGGGUCGGAUUAGUAAAUUAUAAAGAAGAGUUAACCAGUUGGAUAAAUUUUAAGGGUGAAGAAACGAUAUCCUUAACUUUUAUUUAAAGUAUGAAAAAUUAAAAUAACAUCCCCUUUUAUAUCUCAUUA